Messenger RNA from Mycena indigotica, 570 nucleotides. RefSeq names its product Cytochrome C oxidase assembly protein COX19. The transcript is spliced from 3 exons. Gene Ontology annotation, biological process: regulation of transcription by RNA polymerase II. Gene Ontology annotation, cellular component: nucleus. The coding region runs from base 1 to 570 and encodes 189 amino acids. The record is from RefSeq and is a predicted model, not a curated record. NCBI's taxonomy places the organism in Eukaryota, Fungi, Basidiomycota, Agaricomycetes, Agaricales, Mycenaceae. Gene Ontology annotation, molecular function: RNA polymerase II transcription regulatory region sequence-specific DNA binding; DNA-binding transcription activator activity, RNA polymerase II-specific.
AUGAGUUUAGGGCCACAAGGAUACGACCCUAGGACAGCUCAUCCAAUGUAUCGCGGUUCCCCACUCCCAUCGCCACAACUCCAGCCAUAUAAUCCCCAAGCAAUAGCUGAUACCACGCGAGGAGCAAGAGCAGCGCCACCAGCCCAUUCCCAACAUGCCGGACCAUCGACAGCCACAACAAGCAGCGCUGCCGAUACCGAUCGCGAUUAUGUCGACGACGACUACGAAGAUAAACGGAGACGGAAUACAGCCGCCUCAGCCCGCUUUCGCAUCAAGAAGAAAAUGAGGGGUCUGGAGCUCGAGCGGUCGGUAUCUGACUUGACUGGCCGCGCAGAAGAGCUGGAACGAGAGGCCGCUGAUUUGCGACGAGAGAAUGGUUGGCUUAAAGAAAUCGUGAUGUUGAAGGGCGGUCAUUUGUCAGGAAUUGAUUUAUCCGGAGGGAUGGCCCAGCAACGUUCACAGGAGAAGAGACGGGAAGAGGCCCAGGAAGAGUCGGAAUCUGAGUCAGAGAAAGAGCAUAGCGGGAAAGAUAGAAAGGGCAAAGGCAAAGCAUCCAGCAAGAAGAAGUGA